GUACCCCUAACUCUAAUUCAUUAAUCAUUAUCCAGCCGAUUUCCGGCCGCCGCUCCAUUCCCCCAACCCACCAUCGUUCUAUUUCUCCACAGCGAUGUGUAAUGCUCUGAUGCCACCGGGAUCGGAGGAGAAUCCGAGGGAAGAUCUGGCAUCGAAGCCACCGGCUUCAGUCAAUGCUCCGGCUCCGAUCAAAACAGAGGAUCUGCCUGAAUCAGACAAUUCCUCCGCUGGCCCUCCUCUGCCGCCGCCGCCGCCAGAAGAAACGGAAACUGAGGAAGUCGACAUCGUUAUGGAACCACCGACGCCCGACUACAGGGGAUGAUUAUAUAAUGGUAUGAGAGUUCCCGCUGAGCUAAACAGAAGUCGGUGGCCAUUGGUGGGACUCCGGAGAUGAUGAGAGAAAGUAAAUGAUUGUGUUUGGAAGAAUAAAAGUGAUUGUGAAAUUACCAAAUUCUGGCCGGCUCCGGCGACUGUGUGUUUGAUUUAGGUUUAAGUGUUUAAAUGAAAAAAAUAAAUAAACUAAGAGUAGUAGAGUAAAUUUUAAUAAUUAGG
This is a messenger RNA of Linum trigynum, 552 nucleotides long. NCBI's taxonomy places the organism in Eukaryota, Viridiplantae, Streptophyta, Magnoliopsida, Malpighiales, Linaceae. The record is from the annotation of a GenBank genome assembly.